Hydra vulgaris (swiftwater hydra) is the source of this 1845-nucleotide messenger RNA. Its product is annotated as sentrin-specific protease 1. Gene Ontology annotation, biological process: proteolysis; protein desumoylation. The record is from RefSeq and is a predicted model, not a curated record. NCBI's taxonomy places the organism in Eukaryota, Metazoa, Cnidaria, Hydrozoa, Anthoathecata, Hydridae. Gene Ontology annotation, molecular function: deSUMOylase activity. Gene Ontology annotation, cellular component: nucleus.
UACAUAAAUAUUCUAUACAAUUUUAGUUACAAUAGUUUUCAUGGUAAUUUAUUGGUUAUGCUUGCUGCAGUGAAAAAUCAGUUUCAGAGUUUUUUUACAUCAGGCAGUAACACAAAAACACAAGCUAAAUGCACUUCCAAUAAAAGAAAAAGAAGUCAUUCAAAUAUGAAUCAAACAGUUUCUCCUCCAGAUAAGCGUAAAAAAUCAACCGAUGAUAAUGAUGAAAACAAUAUCGUUCCUACAUCUAAAUGGAUCUUGAGCAAUUUAUGGAAAUAUGUAACUGGAGUGCAUCCGGUAGAUCAUCAAAACCAGCGUGCAAAAAAUUUUUCAGAAAUUUUAAAAGUAAAUGAAAAAUAUACCGAUCUUUUAUCACCUCAAUGUACACAAAGAGGUACUUUUUCUCAAAUAUCCAAUAAAAGUACAUUGGUUUUUGAUCUUACAUAUGACAACGAUGUAAUAGAAACCAUUGAAAAUGAAGAUAUUUUUGAUUUAUCUAAAGUAUCAAUUAAUAUUAGUGAUAUUCAAUAUCCAAAUGAUCAAACUUUAGGUUCUUUAUGUCGUAAAGAAAAUAAUGAGAAUUUCAUUCGACUUGAGGAAAAAAGACGUUAUAAAGAAAUUCUUGAAAAGUUUACUUCGGUUUACACCUUUAGUAAUCGGGAUGUUCAUCAAGAAGUUGUAAAUAUUUCAGAAAUAAACGAAUUUGAUUAUUCAAAUAAAAACUUAAAGUUUGAAAAAAUUGAUUUGACAUUAAAAAAUGUGUGCAAACAAAACCGAAAUGAUUUCAAAAAAAUAAUACCAAAAUCAGUUACAUCACCAAUCUCAUCAAUUACAUCACCAUUUCCGAUGUGUUCUACGUCUAAAAAUGAAGAAAUUUUGAAUAUUACGAUUGAAGAUGAUGCUUUAAAAACAAACCAAAGCUCAUUACUUGAUCUGUGCUGGAUUAAAAAGUGGAGAGAGAAUUUAGACCCAAUUACCUUAGAGCGAGAGCGACAAAUUAAAGAGGAAGAAAGGAAAGUUGCACGCAUAAAACAAAAUAAAGAUGAAAAAUUUGAAAAGUUUUUAAAGAAUUUAGAUGCAAAAAAUGAAAAUGAAUUUCCUAAUUUAACUAAUGAUAUGUUAAAAAUUAUUAAAAGAGUACUUUCUCACGGUCCUCCAAAUGAAGUAAUAACUUGUGGAUUUGAUGCUAAUAUAACUCGCGCUGACCUGUCAACACUUCGAGAUUCAUGUUGGUUAAAUGACGAAGUAAUUAAUUUUUAUUUUAAUUUGAUACGCGAACGCAGUGAAAAAAAAUCUAAUAUACCAAAAAUUCAUAUCUUUAAUACUUUUUUCUAUCCAAAACUAGUUAAAACUGGGUUUGCAGGUAUUAAGCGAUGGACCAGAAAAACAGAUAUUUUUUCAUAUGACAUGAUUCUCAUACCAAUUCAUCUAGGCAUGCAUUGGUGCUUGGCAGAGAUAAAUUUCACUAAUAAACAACUUGUAUACUACGAUUCUUUAAAAGGUAACAAUAUGAGUUGUAUAAUUGCUUUGAAAGAUUAUUUGCUUCAGGAAUCAAAAGAUAAAAAGAACGAGUGUUUUAAUUUUACUGGUUGGCAAGAGUUGAUGCCAAAAGAUAUACCAGAACAGAUGAAUGGUUGUGAUUGUGGAGUAUUUGCAUGUAAAUAUGCAGAGUAUAGAAGUCGAAAUGCAAAGUUUACUUUUUCACAGGAGAACAUGCCCUACUUUAGACAACGAAUGAUUUAUGAAAUUACCAGUAAAAAACUGCUAUGAAGUAUUUAUUGCAUGAAAUAUUCGCUAUUAAAAUAUGAAAAAAUAAUAAUUUUAAUAAGAUAUGUGUUAUUAAAAUAA